CGUACGCGUGCUGAUGAGUUGUGUCUACGCCGAUCGGAGCAAGUUUCGCGCGUAAAAGUUCACGUUCACGACGUUCUUGAACAAUUCGUAAUUAAAGGUGUAUUGUCUGUGUCUUUCAGUAAUUUGUGUUCCGUUGGAAUGUACAGCAUCUAGCGCCUGCAAAGCCUAGCCCAAAAAUGUGAAGCGCGCACGCACAUGAUUUCAAUAGCAAAUUUCACGCACACAUCGAUAAAUCAGGAGCCAAUAACAUACAAAAAUGAGACGCACACACGUGACGUUUUCGUUGAUUUUGACACAAACACGACGUUCCCAAAUUUUACUGAAUACGCAGAGAUUCCAUAUUACAUAAAAGCGACAUCUAUGACAUUUUGUAUUGUCAUAAUGUGUUUAGGAGUUAUUGGUAAUGUAAUGGUGCCGAUUGUGAUUCUGAAGACCAAGGAUAUGCGGAAUUCUACAAACAUUUUCCUGGUGAAUCUGAGUAUUGCUGAUCUCAUGGUGUUGCUAGUGUGUACACCUACUGUGCUGGUGGAAGUCAACUCGAAGCCGGAGACGUGGGUGCUUGGCAAGGAGCUAUGCCUAGCGGUACCAUUUGUGGAGCUAACGGUAGCGCACGCGUCGGUCCUCACGAUUCUCGCGAUAAGCUUCGAGCGGUAUUACGCUAUUUGCGAGCCUCUACGCGCUGGAUACGUCUGUACGAAGACAAGAGCAACACUCAUCUGCGCACUGGCAUGGUUCUUUGCCGCUUUGUUUACGAGUCCGAUAUUGGCCAUAGCUGAACUUCACUCCGUAACAAGAGAAGAUGGUACCGUCCAGCAAUGCCUGACUCAAGCCGUCACUGUUUGGGAAAUAACGUUCUUCGUGAUGGUCAUAAUUCUCUUAUAUAUACUUCCUCUCAUUAUUCUUAUAAUUCUUUAUACAGUUAUUGCUAAGAAUUUAAUAUCUGCAGCCUCCAAGGUCGUGAUGAACAAAACUGUAGAUCCUUACAAUGUAAGAGCAAGAAAACAAGUUAUUUUAAUGUUGGGAACUGUAGUGUUAUGUUUCUUUCUCUGCUUAAUGCCAUAUAGAGUUCUCGCUCUAUGGAUAAUAAUCACACCAUCUGAGUUGUCAGAUAAUAUAAGUCCUGAGAAAUGGUACAACUUGUUAUAUUUUUCUAGAAUAAUGCUGUAUAUAAAUUCCGCGAUAAAUCCAAUACUGUAUAAUUUGAUGUCUUCGAAAUUUCGCGUCGGCUUCUGCAAAGUAUGCAUCUGUUAUAAAAGAGCAACGGACAGAAAUCAGAACAGGCGAGUGCAGAGAACAGUGACAAAUGGAUCAACGACAAGUAGCAGCUUAUCUAGGACGACUAAUAGCUUGAAAAAACUGUUUACACACCGGACUAGUUUCGAUAAAAGCGAAACAGAGGCGGAGAAGGAAAGCAAAGACGUCGCAAGACAUAAUUUCUUCGCCAUAUUUACAAGUAAGAGAUUUAUAAGGCAGCAGUCAGCUCCGGUGUGCGAGUCUAAACCGAAAAUAAACAGAAUGCGUAGUGAAGGUAAUAUGACGGAAGUAGAGAAUAUAUUGCCUCUAGAUAGGCCUGGAGAUAGAGACACUCCGAGAUUUAUCGGUCAUUCCAAUGUUAAUACUAAAAAUAGAUUGGAUAUUGAGCUGGAUGGUAAUCGUGAUCAUGGAUCGCUGAGGCGAACGGUCCUGAUAAACAGUGCCAAGGCGAAGAGUUUGGAAGACAAUAAAAAGUUCGUUGUCUAUCAAAAGAUAAAGGUUGAUUGCGUCGUCGGCUUCAAGUCCAAGAGUGUUCCCAUCCUGGCUGUUGCAACGUUUACAUACGAACGUUACGACGACGGUACUGAAGUUCCCGUUUGCCUCACACAAGCUGACACCUUCUGGUCGGCUCUAUUCUUCAUUCUCAUCAUCGCCAUCUUCUUCAUCAUCCCUCUUGGCAUCCUCUUAGUAUUAUAUAGUGUAAUCGCUAAGAACCUAAUGGAGAAUCCCGUACUUAUUGCUCAUAAUAGCAAAAAUACAAACAAUGCAGGAAACGUACUGAGGUAUAGGAAGCAAGUGAUCCUCAUGCUGGGAACUGUUGUUCUGUCAUUCUUUAUUUGCCUCCUUCCAUUUAAGGCCCUGACGCUAUGGAUAAUUGUAUUUCCCCCAGAGACAAUAAUGUCAUUAGGAAUAGAUGGUUACUAUAUACUUUUAUACUUUUGUAGAGUAAUGCUAUACCUUAAUUCAGCGAUCAAUCCGAUUUUGUACAACUUGAUGUCUUCAAAAUUUAGAGAAGGAUUUGUCAAACUGUUGAGAGUGAACAAAUUGAUGAGAUGUGGUAGAAACUUGAGGGAAAAUAUGCAAAGAAGAGACACUUUUAAUACUACCACAUCGACUGGGUUUUCCAGCAGUCAGAAUGCUAACGAUUCUUUUUGGAGACGCUACAGUAAUAGAACUUCUUCACAAAAACUCUUUCUAAACAGAGAAAGUAAGAAAAUUAAGGAGGUCAAAGAAAUCUUCGAUACAAAAGUACAACAGAUGAAGGUAGGUGAAAUUAUCAAUGUCGAGAACACACGACGAAAUAGUAUGAAGAUCAUAGCAGCGAUGAAUGAACUUAAUCAUGACUUGGAUAGCAUUAUAAAUGCUGAUAACGUUAAACGUGAUGCCAAAGUAGAAAAACCUAGCGACAUAGAAGUACAUGUUGAAAUAAAUUCAGAAACUGUUCCUGAUAAGCAAAUACAGAUUUUAAAUCUAGACGCUAAAACUAACAACGUAUGCGCAACACUCGUGCAUGAAUGUGAUAGAAACAGAUAUGUGUGUGUGCCAGAGCAAGAUAAAACUAUAUUUGUAUACGAUUUUAAAAGUAACGAGAGUUUUGUGUAACAAAUUGGCCGUGCCAAGUAAAAUGCAUUUAAACAUAAUUUAUAAUAAAAUUAAUAAUGUUUGACAAUAGAUAAGUUUAUUUAUAUAUUUAUGAUUGUUUUAAGGUAAUAGUUUUAUGGAUAAUGGAAAUAAAAACUGCCGAUGUAAGUGCUAUGUUAUCAAUUAAAGGUUUUGUAGUUA
This is a messenger RNA of Pieris napi, 3036 nucleotides long. RefSeq lists its product as uncharacterized. Gene Ontology annotation, cellular component: plasma membrane. The transcript is spliced from 6 exons. Gene Ontology annotation, molecular function: G protein-coupled receptor activity. Gene Ontology annotation, biological process: G protein-coupled receptor signaling pathway. NCBI's taxonomy places the organism in Eukaryota, Metazoa, Arthropoda, Insecta, Lepidoptera, Pieridae. The coding region runs from base 196 to 2856 and encodes 886 amino acids. The record is from RefSeq and is a predicted model, not a curated record.